Molecule: messenger RNA, 405 nt
Organism: Perca flavescens (yellow perch)
Lineage: Eukaryota; Metazoa; Chordata; Actinopteri; Perciformes; Percidae
Product: neuritin-like
Biological process (GO): neuron projection extension; nervous system development
Cellular component (GO): plasma membrane
Source: RefSeq, a predicted model, not a curated record
AGCAGCCUCCAACUGAUCUCCGUGUUGCAGACGGUGCUGGUCAGCGCUGGUCAAUGUGACUCUGUGUUUAAAGGUUUCUCAGACUGUUUGCCAGUUGGGGAGAACAUGGCCAACUAUCCCCAGGACCUGGGCGACAGGGACAACCUGCACAAGAUCUGCAGUUACUGGGAUAACUUCCACUCCUGUGCCACGACGGCACUGGCCGACUGCCAGGAGGGCGCCACGGACCUCUGGGAGAAACUGAAAAAGGAAUCCCGCAACCUGGAUUUCCGUGGGAGUUUGUUUGAACUCUGUGGCGGUGGAAACGCAGCGCCCAGAUCGGCCGACGCCAGGGGGCUCGCCUUGGUCCUGACCACGCUGCCGACCAUACUGACUUGGCUGGCGUUUUAACAACAAAAAAAAAAA